AUGAAUCGAAAACAUUCCGAGACUGGCAUCACUGACGAGGCGGCCAUUGAAGGCCAUGACCUCAUUCACAACGCCGAAGUUGAGGAGCAGAGGGCUCAUGGCGACCAGGCAUUGACGCAGCCAGACGAGGGUGAUGCGCCGCUCAACGCAACGAAGCAGUCCGAGCCCGCCAUGGCGGGACAAACCGGACGCCGCCAUUCAGCGCUGGACAAGAUAAAGGAGACUCUGCAUCUUAAGAAAUAA
This is a messenger RNA of Trichoderma harzianum CBS 226.95, 243 nucleotides long. RefSeq lists its product as hypothetical. The transcript has 2 exons. The coding region runs from base 1 to 243 and encodes 80 amino acids. The record is from RefSeq and is a predicted model, not a curated record. NCBI's taxonomy places the organism in Eukaryota, Fungi, Ascomycota, Sordariomycetes, Hypocreales, Hypocreaceae.